AUGAUGGUGCGCAAGCGCGACAGCUCCACGCUGCGCCUUCUCAUCACCCUGAUCCACUUGUCUGUGUGGGCCCAGCUGGGGGUCGUCACCCGCGCCUUCCUGGGCAAGUUCUUCAUCCUGGGAUGCGGCGGCGGCUGGGGGCCCUGCCUGGCAGGCAGCCUGUACUUCAAGGACCUCCCCUCCAACAUGCUGGGCUCCUUCAUCAUCGGCCUCUUCGCCGCUUCCUCCACCCUGGGCCUGGCGGUAGACAAGGCGCUGGCGCUGCUGCCCAAGGGCCACCCCUGGCAGUCCAACUUCGAGCUGCAGAUCGGCAUACGCACCGGCUUCUGCGGCUCCCUCACCACCUUUGCCUCCUGGUUCCUGGAGCUCAUGGUGCCAGCCAUCCAGCAGAACCUGUGGGUGGAGGCGGGCGCGGGGCUGCUAGUGGGCCUUCUGGCCGCCAUCGGCUCAUACAGCGCGGGCCUGCACGCCGCACUGGCAGUGGACAGGUGGCUGGUCGGGGAGAAGGAUGUGCUGGAGCAGCUGGAGCGGUACCGCUCCUCCCAGAUGCAGCACCUGGAGGGGCUGCGGCGGGACAGCGGAGAGCUGCCGCAGGAGGAGCUGAUGCUGGAGGCGGAGCCCGACCUGCCUCGCAUCAUCACUCACGAGCCUGCCGAGCUGGUUGAGAUGCACCGCAAGCUGCACCAGCUGGAUCCGCCGCCAGCGGAUGGCGGCAUCGCCGCCGACGGCGCGGCGGCGGACGCCGAGGCGGCGGCGGACGCCGCGGCGGGCAAGGGCGGCAAGGGUGGCGGCGCAGCCGCGGCCGCCGCGCACCAGGCCGGCGGGCAGCCGCCGCAGCGCAACGGUGGCGUGGGCGCCGGCGCGCCCGGCGCGGCGCCGCCGCCGCCGCCGGAGCGCCAGCUCAGCGUCGCCGACUUUGGAGCCAGCCUGCGCGGGUCCCGCACCGACGCAGCCGCCCUGCUGCUGCUGGCGGCCUUCACUGCUCUAGCGGGGCUGGGACUGGGGCUGCAGGAUGAGCACACCUGGCUGCGCACCAUCUGGGCCUCGGUGCUGCUGGGGCCGGCCGGGUGCAUCCUGCGCUGGUACCUCAGCCGGUUCAACUACAAGCUGCGCGGCAGCUGGGACUGGCUGCCCGCAGGCACCUUUGCCGCCAACAUGCUGGGAGUGACCAUCGACUGCGCGCUGCAGUGCGUACUGCAGAGGCGGUACGAGGCAGCCGGAUACUGGGGCGUGCUGUGGCUCACCGCGGUACAGUCUGGCUUCUGCGGCAGCCUCACCACGGUAUCCACCUUUGUCACAGAGGUGGUCAAGUUUGCCGACGCCAUCCCCGAAAACUUCCACGCCUACACAUACGCCGCCAUGUCGCUGGGGGGAGGCGCCGCCCUGUUCCUGGCGCUGUUUGGGUGGUCGGUGUGGGCGUGA
Messenger RNA from Chlorella variabilis, 1422 nucleotides. RefSeq lists its product as hypothetical. Gene Ontology annotation, biological process: fluoride transmembrane transport. The transcript has 9 exons. Gene Ontology annotation, cellular component: membrane. Lineage: Eukaryota; Viridiplantae; Chlorophyta; Trebouxiophyceae; Chlorellales; Chlorellaceae. Gene Ontology annotation, molecular function: fluoride transmembrane transporter activity. The coding region runs from base 1 to 1422 and encodes 473 amino acids. The record is from RefSeq and is a predicted model, not a curated record.